AUGGAAGCAAUCUCUCACGCAGGUACAGUCUUAGCUGUAUUAUCCAAAGAGGGAAUAGCCAUGGCAGCUGAGAAGAAAGUGACGGGUAAAUUACUUGAUCUAUCACUCGCACCAGGAGGAGAAAAGAUGGGAGGUGAAGGUACAGAAGCGUGGAUGGGAGGUGGAGGAGAGAAGAUCUUCUUAUUGAACAAUAAUAUCCUAGCUGGUUUAGCAGGUAUCACGUCCGAUGCCAACUCCUUGGUGAACUUUGCUAGAAAUAGCGCUCAAAAACAUUUAUUCACUUACGACGAGGAUAUCCCCGUGGAGAUGCUGGUUCAGAGAUUAUGCGAUAUGAAACAGGGUUAUACACAGUUUGGAGGUCUUCGUCCCUUCGGUGUAGCCUUACUUUACAUGGGUUGGGACCCAAUCUACGGUUUCCAACUAUAUCAAUCCGACCCAUCGGGUAAUUACUCAGGUUGGAAAGCUACAUGUAUAGGAUCGAAUCAUUCUUCCGCUACCAGUCUGUUGAAACAGGAUUAUAAAGAGGAAUUAAGCUUGGAAGAAGCUAAAUCAUUAUGUUUGAAAGUCAUGAGUAAAACUAUGGAUAGUACCAAAUUGAGUAGUGAGAAAUUGGAAUUCGCAACGAUGACUCUUAACCCCACGACGAAACAACCUUUAUCGAAGAUCUACCGACCAACAGAAUUAGAUUCAUUACUUCGAGAUAUGGAACUGGGAGGUACAGCCGAAGAUGCAGUGGGUGCCUUGGAGGGCACAGGCGGAGGUGGUGGUGGUAAUGUCGCUAUCAGUACAUAG
Kwoniella mangroviensis CBS 8507 is the source of this 792-nucleotide messenger RNA. RefSeq lists its product as uncharacterized. Lineage: Eukaryota; Fungi; Basidiomycota; Tremellomycetes; Tremellales; Cryptococcaceae. The record is from RefSeq and is a predicted model, not a curated record. The coding region runs from base 1 to 792 and encodes 263 amino acids. Gene Ontology annotation, biological process: proteasomal protein catabolic process. The transcript is spliced from 5 exons. Gene Ontology annotation, cellular component: proteasome core complex; cytosol; proteasome core complex, alpha-subunit complex.